CAUACUUUUCUCCUCCCCCCUUUCUCUCUCUCUCUAUCUCUUCAGAGAAAAGCACUCUGAGCUGUAAUCGUCGUCGUAUCCAAAACUGAAGAUCUGUAGAACUCUGUCAAUUUAUCUCCCCUGCUUCGGAUAUCCCCUGCUUGGAUUUCCGUUACACGCAAUUCUUCUGUGGUAGCGGGCUGAGCGGAAUUGGGCUUUGAUUGGCGUGGAUAUGGCGAGCCGGUUCAAGGAGGACGAGAAGAACGAGAGAGCUAUUCGGAGUCUACUCAAGCUGCCGGACAACAGGAGGUGUAUAAACUGUAAUAGCUUGGGGCCUCAGUAUGUCUGCAUCAACUUCUCGACAUUUAUUUGUACAAACUGUAGUGGCAUUCAUCGGGAGUUUACACACAGAGUAAAGUCAGUCUCCAUGGCUAAGUUUACUUCACAAGAAGUCAGUGCACUACAAGGCGGUGGAAAUGCAAGUGCAAAGGAAAUUUAUUUGAAGGAGUGGGAUCCACAGCGCAAUUCUCUUCCCGAUGGAAGUAAUGUGGAGAGGCUUCGUGAUUUUAUUAAGCAUGUCUACGUGGAUAGAAGAUACACAGGCGAGAGAGGGUUCCCGAGAGGAAAGGGUGAAACUGAGGACAUAAAUGAGAACAAGAGGGUGGAUACUUACCCGGGUAGUGCACAAAGCUCAGGUGGACGAAGCCCUGGAUAUGAUCAGGAAAUCCGGCAGAACACUGAUCACAGGAAAAGUCUUGGUAGUGGAGUAAUAAACGAUUGGAGACGGGAGGAUAGAUUUGGGAAUGACAGGAGAUUAGAAGGAAGUCGAAGUUUUGAUGGUGGUUCUAAGGUUGAUAUCAAGUCACCUGAUCGUCGAAGUGAUUUAGGCACACCCAGCCCCCCAAUGGUUCGACCAGUACGAGAUAUUCUUGGAGACAAUACUUCCCCACUUCGAGUUAUUGAACCUCCAAAGGUUUCUGUUGGUGCCCGGCAAACUGAUGCUCCUGCUCGAACUCAGAGGUCUGCUUCCUCCACCAGUUUGGCAUCAUCAAAUAGCAACUCAACGGAAAUUAAGGCAGAACCUUCACUAAUUGAUUUUGAAGCUGUUCCUGAACCCUCUCCAGCUGUUGGAGUGCAACAAACACAACAAUUAACAAAUGCUACACCUGUAAUGCAACCAACUUCAUCUGGUGUUGACAAUUGGGCAAAUUUUGAGUCACAACCAGUGAAAGCACCUUCAAAUGCCAAUCAGCUGGAUGUACUUUCAAAACUGAUGAGUCCUGCACCCGCCCCUGCGCAGAUGGGUGGGAACCCUGCAAGUUCAGCUCCUGUUGAUUUUUUUCCAGCUUCUGGAAGUUCACCUAUUCCAUCUGAUGUUACUCACUUGAGUAGUUUUGGUCCAAGUUCAUUUCCUCCCGAACCAACAUCCUUAUUGCAAGUUGGGAGUACUGUCUCUUUGACCAGUGCUGCUGGACGGAGUGGAGGGCAAUGGCCCAGCAUGCAACCUCAGCAUCCUUCUCUCCCAUUGGGCACAGGGACCCAAUCUCUCCCUCAUCACUCAAUUCCAGUUUCCGGUGGACUUCCUAACAAUCAGCAGUGGAAUCCUAUAGCCCCCUCUGGAAUUUUGAACACAUCAAGUGCUCAAGGUCCUCAAGUUGUAUCUGAGCAUGCCAUGGAUCCAACUUCUAGAACUGCUGCCCCUGCAGUUGAUGUUAAAUCCGGCGGGAGAAAAGAGCUUCCUGCAGAUUUGUUUGCUGCCACCUAUCCAUCCAUUCAUGCACCAGUACAAGGCUGGUAUGCUGCUCCACAGCAUGGACAUGGGUUCUCCAUGCAAUAUAAUAAUAUGCAAAUGCAGACACAUACCCCUAUGCAGCCGGUAAAAUCGUCAAAUCCCUUUGAUACAACCAAUGAGCCAUCUCCUUUACAAGCUUCAACAUUCCCAUCAGUGGCUUCGUUACAAGGUGCAUUACCAAACUUGGGCGCUCCAGCCGGUUUUAUCCACACGUCCCACCAUGGGACUCCACAAAUUUAUCAUCCACACAUCAACAUGCCCCAACAGCCACCCUCUUAUCUAUCGGCACACCCUCCAAAUUCAUAUAUGGGCCAACACCUGGCAGCUAGUCUGCCACAAAGACCGUAUAACCCAGCAGGGUAUGACCUCGGCGCUGCUGCUUUUGCAACCACGAACACCAACCAGCAGAUCGGUGGACUACAUGCAGCAGCUACACCUGCCCAGAAUACAUUCUCUCCUGCCGGGAACCCCUUUGGGUGAAAGUCAAUUGCCGUUCCCGAUUUUUGACAUGAGCUUCUUCUUGUUGCUUUGUGUAGGUAAAAUGAAUUGUUACUAAUACAAUAUAUAUAUAUAAAAUAUUAUAUUAAUCUAUAGAUAUUGGGGUCGAUACGAAGUGGGGAUUGCUAGCUUCUGUAACUGCCCGGCACUGAAGGAGCAAACUAAAAUUAAAGCACAAAAAAAAUUGAUCCAUGGGGGCUAGCACAGCACAGUGCGUAUUCAUUCUUCUUGCCAAAUCAUUUCAUUUUGUGCUGCAACCAUAUGUGUAUUAUUGUUGUAAUAGUUUUUGAAGGCCAUCCAUUUUGGCAUUUUCCUCUCUUUUUUCUCCCAUUUAUAUUCAUUUGAAUUGAUUUCAAAAUAGGCCUUUUGGUAUUCAUGCCAUUUGUAUCAAGUUUCUUUGAGUGGUCAGAUUUAAUCAGUACAGUUUUCGUUGUUGUUUUAUCAAUAAGUUUUUGUGGAACGCAAUUGUGCUUCAAAAAUUUUGACAUGUGUCACUCUUUAAGCUCUAUUUUUUUGACACCUAAGGUGGACACGCGUCGUUCGUUCAUAUGUGGAGAUUUUCUUCGGCGAGAUUCUUCCCCAAUUAAGCUAAUUGCUUUCCAAAAUUAUUCUUCCCCAAUUAAGCACCUCUUCUUCACCAAAGGUUCUUCUGAUGUUAACUGAAAGUUGCCGGAGAAGCAGCAGGUAGAGAGCAUAUAUUUUAUAAUUUGUAUUAAUUUACUGCUGGUGUAGUUGGGUUUGGUGUUGCUAGAUUAGUUUACGAGCAUUCAAGCAAUCCAGUUUCUUACUUUUAUCACUUCUUUUGCUAACUCUCAACGUCAAAUGUAUAUUUCCCUUUUUUUUGUUUCCAUCUCAAAUCCCCUAGAGUUGUGUAAGGCCAACAAAUUCAAUUGGGAUGACCUUUGUGAAUGCACAUUUAAGUAAGAAAAGCUCAUUUUUGGG
Molecule: messenger RNA, 3211 nt
Organism: Cuscuta campestris
Lineage: Eukaryota; Viridiplantae; Streptophyta; Magnoliopsida; Solanales; Convolvulaceae
Source: the annotation of a GenBank genome assembly